This is a messenger RNA of Engraulis encrasicolus (European anchovy), 5379 nucleotides long. Its product is annotated as collagen alpha-1(XXI) chain. The record is from RefSeq and is a predicted model, not a curated record. Lineage: Eukaryota; Metazoa; Chordata; Actinopteri; Clupeiformes; Engraulidae.
CUCACAUUCUGCUUGUGUACUCCCUCUAGUGGCAACAUCUUUACUCUCCCUAACUUGGAGUUUUUAAAGUAAGGUAACUGCUGCUGGGAGCUCUGAGAGGCGAAGAUGCUGUGGGGCCUGAGGCUACUGACCAUGCUGGUGUCCAUGGCAACUCUGCAAGGCAUAGAGGAGGACGACAUCAGAGCAGGCUGCAGUACAGCUGUGAACGACCUGGUGUACAUCAUCGACGGCUCAUGGAGCGUGGGCACCACAGACUUCGAGACAGCCAAGCGGUGGCUGGUCAACAUCACUAGCCGCUUUGAUGUGGGACCGCUCUACACACAGGUGGCGGUGGUGCAGUAUAGUGACACACCUCGUCUGGAGAUCCCUCUAGGACGCCACCAGACCACCGCUGAACUCGUGAAUGCCAUCCAGGAAAUCAGCUACCUGGGUGGCAACACGCAGACGGGCCGUGCCAUCAAGUUCGCCAUAGAGCACGUGUUCCCCAGCUCGCAGCGCUCGGAGGCCGUGAAGAACCGCAUCGCCGUGGUGGUGACGGACGGCAAGUCCCAGGACGACGUGGUGGACUCCAGCGUGGAGGCACGCGCCCAGAACGUCAUCCUAUUCGCCGUGGGCGUGGGAGACGAGACCACGACGUCGGAGCUGGUGGCCAUAGCUAACCAGCCGCCCAACGACUACGUGUUGUACGCGGAGGACUACACAAACAUGGGUCGCAUCCAGGACUCUAUGGAGCAGAAACUAUGUGAAGAGUCGGUGUGCCCUACGCGUAUCCCUGUGGCGUCUCGUGAUGAGAAGGGCUUUGAGCUGAUGUUGGGGAUGAACAUCCAUCGCAAGGCCAAGAAGAUCCAGGGCUCCCUGGCCUCCGAAGCAGCCUUCCACCUGACAAAUGCUCGUGACAUCACUGAGAGCAGCAAAAUCUUUCCAGAAGGGUUGCCGCCAUCAUAUGUGUUUGUGGCGACCAUUCGUCUGCGUGGGUCCAUGAAGAGAGAGAAGUUUGACCUCUGGAGGAUACUGUCCAAGGACAAGGUCACUCAGGCCGCAGUGACUGUGGAUGGCACGGAGAGAUCAAUGACCUUCACCACCACCAACCUGGCCAAUGGCGAACAGAAGAUCACUUUCAGUGCACCAGGGAUUGAGGCGCUGUUUGAUGAGGGCUGGCACCAGCUGAAGGUGCUGGUGUCACCGCGUCGCGUCACCGCUUUCCUUGACGACACGCAGAUUCAGGAUGAGGACCUGGAGGCAGUGGUGCCCAUCUACAUCAACGGCAAGACGCAGAUCGGCAAGGAGCUCAACUCAGAGACCACCGUACCUGUGGAGAUCCAGAAGCUGAGGCUGUACUGUGACCCGCAACAGAGUGAACGCGAGACAGCCUGUGAGAUCUACUCUGUGGAUGAUGAGAGGUGUCCUCUGGAUCGAGAGCCCACUAUUGAGGAGCCGGAGGAGGAGUGUGACUGCUCUAAGGGCGGCCCAGGACCCCCCGGACCUCCUGGACCCAUGGGUUUACCGGGAGAGCCAGGCAAAGAGGGCCCUCCAGGACCAGAUGGGAAGCCUGGCCGAGUGGGACCAAAAGGAGAGUCAGGAGAACCAGGAUUAGCUGGGGAGAAGGGAGAAGCAGGACCACCAGGCAUAAUGGGAGAGAUCGGAGUCAAAGGUCUCAAGGGCGACAGAGGGGAACAGGGUGUUCCGGGGAUGCCUGGCCCACCGGGACCCAAGGGUCCCAACGCUUCACGAUCCAACUUGGGGUCCAUUGGAAUGCCAGGAAAAAGGGGAUUGCCAGGCGAAAGGGGAUUUCCAGGACCGAAAGGAGAAGCCGGACAAAUCGGACAGCCUGGGGCUCCGGGCCGCGCUGGGCUUGACGGACCAGUAGGACCGAAGGGUGAUAAAGGGGAGCGUGGAUUGCCAGGUACUACAGGGACACAAGGAGUGCCGGGCAUCCGAGGACUUCCUGGAGAGGCGGGACCAAUAGGACCUCAGGGUGAGAAGGGACCUCCAGGACUGAAGGGGGCGCCAGGACCGUUUGGACCUCCGGGGAUUCAGGGCCCACUGGGACCACCUGGACCACUCGGACCCGUAGGCCCAAAGGGUGAUUCUGGUGAUCCCGGUGCUGUAGGUGUUUGCGGAGACCCUGGUACCAAGGGUAUGGCAGGAGAGCCUGGAUUUCCAGGGUUACAGGGACCCAUGGGCAUUCCAGGGUUCAAAGGUCAUAAGGGGGACCACGGGGAGGAGGGACCCAGAGGAAGUACGGGGGAGAGAGGCAGCGACGGAGCUCCCGGCAUCCCAGGAAGGCCGGGUGAACCAGGAGCCAGGGGAAGCAAAGGAGAGAAAGGAGUGACGGGCGACACGGGCCCCAAGGGCCUGGAGGGGAAGAAAGGUGACAUGGGACACAUCGGGACCGUCGGGCCACGAGGGUCGCCGGGACAAGACGGGUUGCCGGGACAACCUGGGGUUCCCGGAUACCCCGGCAAGCCUGGAAAGCCCCCAUCCGAGGAGCACUUACUGAAACUGUGUGGGGACAUGCUGAGAAACCAACUCCCCCAGCUUCUCCAGACCAUGGUCCCCAGGAGCUGUGAGUCGUGCGAGACGGUGAAAGGCCCCCCCGGACACCCAGGGGUCCCGGGCCCUAAGGGAACUAUGGGCACCCCGGGCUACCCAGGCCGGCCCGGCUCACAGGGCUACCCGGGUCCCCCAGGCAUGCAAGGCCCCCCGGGGCUCAAAGGUGACAUGGGCCUGAAGGGACAUAAAGGAAACAAAGGCGAAGGCAGACCAGGCCAGCCAGGAGAGCCGGGGCAGAUGGGUGCCCAGGGGCCUCGUGGCGGUGAUGGCGUUGGUCUGCCGGGAGCUCCGGGCAUGACGGGUAAAUCUGGCAUCCCAGGGCUGCCUGGCAAAAGGGGCCCCCCAGGGCCGUCUGGCAUGUGUGACAUGUCCCUCUGCUAUCAGGCCCUCAGCCACCGCGAGGAACGCUAUAGCAAAGGGCCCAACUUCUAGUGCCCAGCACAGACAUGACUGAAUAGACACACACACACACACACACACACACACACACACACACACACACACACACACACACACACACACACACACACACACACACACACACACACACACACACACACACACACACACACACAGUAGAUAAAAAUAACAGACACACAAUGCAGAAGCUGAAAUCAUUGUUGCCCUCAGGCGGACAGUGGAAGUCUCGUAGGAGAGACAAGUCAUCUCAAUGGACGUUUGGCUGCUCCAAGUUUCGCCUCACAGACUGACACAGUUGCCUGCUGUUUCCAUCCAUACAUCUCCAUUCAGUUCACAUUUCUCUCCAUCGUACGUCUGGGUGGGGUCUUCUCUGAGGAGCUUACGGCUGUUGCCAGACAACCGACCAAUCAGUGAACAGGGAGUUGAUGAGGGAAGGGUGCGAACUAUGUCGCAUUGCUUAUGAGCAUGUCAACAUCAACGUUAGCAACUGGGUAGAAUCAGACGCUCAUUUCAAACUUCAACAGAGAUCACCCCUCCCACCAGUAGUCAUUUGUCAACUCGGUAGGUCCUGACCGUCUGUACAGCACAAGGGUCCAUUCCCCAAAUCAUACUCGCUAACUACGUCAGCUACAUUGUUGAUUGCGAUGCAAAACGUAAUUGCCCCUUGCCAACCAACUAAGUUGCUAACUUGCUAGCAACUAGCUAUGACACUGUUGGAGGAAAACAUCCCUGAUCAUUUGUAACUGUGCAAACAAUCACAAAGUGAGCAAUGUAAAUAUGUUCUGUAUAGAACGGCUAUGGAUGGAUGUAAGAUAGCAAUAGUAGAAAAUGGGAGGUGAACACACACUUGGCAUCUACCAAUGGAGAAACAAGACUCAGGAAAUUCUCUCUCUUAUGCUGUUUCACACAUUAUUCUGACGCUACAUACACACAGAGAAAUAAAGGUUCACUUAGGGUAUGUAGAACAUUAUCUGUACAAGAAUAUCAUCGAUGCUGCUCCAUUCAGUUUUGUUGCACCUGAAAAUGUACAGGAUUGACCCUUUAUGAUGCCAUUGGCAACAACACAAACUCCUUUAGGCAAACCUCCAAUUCUCUCAGUGUAUCUGCAAUCAUUUUCGAUCAUAUCUUUAUGGUGGUUCAUCUCUAUCCUACAGAGUUUCGCCAUGUAACCAACAAUAUUAUUUUGAUUUUUCUGUUUGUCUGGUAUUAUUAUAGAUUGUAUAUAUUUGUACUGUGGGCUACCAGGUAUGUGAUAUAUUGUAUCUGGUUAGCUUAAUCUGGAAAAGUAGCCUCCCUUUCAUUAUUCAUGAACAUUCAUACAUUUCUCACAUCUUUGUUUCCGUUGCUUUUUGUUGUUUAUAUUGUGGUUAUGAGUGCAUAUGGGAUAUAGGUCAAUUCUUCAUUUGGCUUUUCGUCAAGAGUUGUUUCGUCAAUCCUGCAGUCAUUUCGUCCGCCAGGGAGAAGUUGUUUUGUUCGGAGUUGGAUGGGUGGCUUAGAAGGUGUGAAAACGUUAUUUGUAAUGCAAAUAACCUUAUUGUCACCAAAAUUGCAAUGACUAUGUCUUAAUCUGUUACUUAAGGCUCUCGGUACUGUCAUAGCAAUGUUGUUAUGAAGUAGUUGUGAAUUUUCAGCAAUAGUGAAUAGGCCCACCGGCGACCCCAUCUGCAGUAAGAGGCUACUGCAUUUCCCUCCUCACAUUCUUGCGGCAACUGUCCUUUCACUAAACGUUUUUAUUGGCCCACACACAUUUUGUUUACACAUGUAUGUGAAGAUGGCCAUUGACGCUGCUGUAGGCUACUGUUAAAAGCAUGACAAUGUUUCCCAGAUAUUGUCGAAAAUCGGCCAGACAGAACAGAUAUUGCCUUUUCUAUUUCUUAUGGCCAUGAUGUGCAAAUGUUUAUCCAAAAACCACAAAUCAAACUUGCUUUCAAAUAAUAACAAUAAUGUUGCGCAUUAUGAACAUGAUGUGCAAAGGUUUCUCCCUAAUCCAAAUAAACUUUUCUACCUAAUCUAAAGUAAUAAAAAACAAGAAUAAAGUGGUAAAAUGUGGUGUAAUGAAGAGAAACCAAAUAAACAAAUACACAGUAAAAGAGAGCUGUUGCAGUAUAUAUGUCUUGUUUUCACAAUGUGAACGAAACACCUCGCGGACGAAACAACUCAAUGACAGAGGAAACAACUGUGAUAAACUUGCAAAAGUUGAAUCGACCUGCUCCCAUGGAUAUGCAUCAUUGUUUGUAAAAACUGGGCACCAGACAGCUUCAUAUCUAGUAUUCUUGUCUUUUCUGGUGUUAGUUGUUGCUUGCAAACAAAAGAGUGGAUUUUUCAUGACCAUUCUGAAAGCACUUCCAGUGCAGAUUGAAUUAGACACACCAGCAUACGCAUAAGGUGUGUGUGUGUGUGUGUGUG